AUGUCAGCCAGUCGCAUGACUCACCUUGUUAAGGAUCUCGCAGGUUACGCUCCAUGGGGUGGCCCCAGUGUUUUGCUGGUCGGUUGGAUGGCUUGGCCCGCACUAUCACCCGCAUUUAAGGAGGAGACGCUAGGCCUCAAGCCUACGAAUGUGACGUUAACUUCCGUCUCUGCUGGACCUCAGAAGGAAACGUUUCGUGUGUAG
This is a messenger RNA of Peronospora belbahrii, 204 nucleotides long. The record is from the annotation of a GenBank genome assembly. NCBI's taxonomy places the organism in Eukaryota, Oomycota, Peronosporomycetes, Peronosporales, Peronosporaceae.